AUGCCAAAAAUUUAUGUACCUAAAUAUGAGAAGGGUCAAUUUGACGAUGUAGUGGAAGAAAAAAUUUCAAGUGAUAUGUCAAGAGAUAACCAUAAAAAUCAUUAUGCUAUAAAUAUAUACGUGUGUCCUUGUUCAUCUUUUGAAGCGAAAUUACAAAAUCAUAUGAAAAUUCUAAGCGAUGUUGAUACUAGUAACUUCUCAUCAUCUGUAACAAACGAUAUAAAAAUGAGUAACAAGAAAGCUCAAGGAGAAAAACAAAAAUAUAGUGAUAAAUCAGACCGUGCCACAACAGAACAAGUAUUAGAUCCACGUACAAGAAUUAUAUUAUUUAAAUUAAUAAAUAGUAAUUUAAUAUAUGAAAUCAAUGGUUGUAUAAGUACAGGAAAAGAAGCAAAUGUAUAUCAUGCAACAACAGAGUCAAAUGAUCACAGGGCUAUAAAAGUUUAUAAAACCUCAAUAUUAAUAUUUAAAGAUCGUGACCGUUACGUAACAGGAGAAUUUAGAUUUAGACAUGGAUAUAAUAAACAUAAUCCACGCAAAAUGGUAAAAUUAUGGGCGGAAAAGGAAAUGAGAAAUUUGAAAAGAUUAUGGCAAGCUAAUUUACCAUGUCCAGAACCUAUUUUGUUAAAGUUGCAUGUAUUAGUGAUGAGUUUUUUAGGUGAUAAAAAUGGAUGGGCAUAUCCAAGACUAAAAGACGCAAAUAUUAAAUCAGAUAUUUAUCCAGAAUUGUACUAUCAAAUUAUUAAAAAUAUGAGGAUUAUGUUUCAUAAAUGUAGGCUUGUUCAUGCAGAUUUAAGUGAAUACAAUUUAUUAUAUAACUCAAGGAAACUAUAUAUUAUAGAUGUGUCACAAUCUGUAGAACAUGAUCAUCCGCAUGCUUUAGGAUUUUUGAGAAAAGAUUGUGAUAAUAUUACGGAAUAUUUUCGGAAAAAAGAUGUAAAAGUGAUGAAUAUCAAAGAACUAUUUGAUUUUAUUACAGAUUUAGGAUUCGGGAUAGAGGAUGAACAAAUUGACAAUGAGCUUGACAAGAUUCAAGAAAAAAUGAAUCUACAAGAGCAACAAGAAAUAGGAGAAGACAAUACUGAUAAAGGAUCUAAAGAAUCAAAAAAUUCUGUUGAUGAAGAAGUAUUCAAAAAGUCCUUCAUACCAAGAACAUUAAUUGAUGUGAUUGAUGCUGAGAGAGAUACUGAUAUAAUAAAUAAGGGUGAUGGUGAUGAGUUGAUUUAUCGUAAACUUGUGGGUCUUUCAAUAUCUAACGACAACAAUACAAUUUCUAGAGGGAAAAAAAAUAUGGAUAAAGAGGCUAAAAAAGAACAUAAAAAACUUGUCAAAGAAGUAGCAAGAGACAAAAGAAAGAAUAAAAUGCCAAAAUCUGUAAAGAAAAGAAGAAUUAAAAAUACUUCUGGUAAGAAAAAAUAA
Molecule: messenger RNA, 1419 nt
Organism: Entrophospora sp. SA101
Lineage: Eukaryota; Fungi; Glomeromycota; Glomeromycetes; Entrophosporales; Entrophosporaceae
Source: the annotation of a GenBank genome assembly